GUCAGUGGAAACACUCUUUCUCUGUACUCCAUUGUGGGAGGUGAUGUCAGUCUGCCGUGUAACAAUGUGAUUUAUCCAAACUGCUCCUCAACUAUAUGGAACUAUGGAUCUAUUGAAGAAGUCCAUCUUGGGAGGGUGAAAAAGGAAGAACUGAACAACAGAGCAGACAGACUGAGUUUAGGGUCUGACUGUUCUCUACAUGUUAGUGAUGUCAGAGCUGAGGAUGCUGGAGUCUACAUCUGUAGACAGUUCCUUACAGAGGGUGAACCACAACAUGGAGGUGAUGCUCAUGUUCAUCUGUCUGUUCUAACUAGUGAGUAUUACUGUUUAAAUCAGAGCUGUGCAAAAGUGUAGUGUUGAUAGUCAUAUUAAACAUGAGCAGUACAUACUGAAAGAUUAUGCAAGUAUGAUUUUUUCUCUUUCUCAGUGUCCUCGUCCUCACCAGUCACAGAUAUAAAACCUGAUAGACCAGUAACAUUAAGGUGCUCUCUGCACACCCUCAAUGGAACUGGCAGAUGUGCCCCAGCCAUUAACCAAGAUGUUAGUCUGAGCUGGCAGAGGGUGGAUGAGACAGAUACUGGGCUGAUUGAGGCAGGUACUAAUCUGCAGGGAGACUCCAGAUACCAGGUCACACAGCUGUCUCACUGUGACAUCACUCUGAAUAUGACACUCCAGAGGGAGGACAACAACAGGAAGUGGAGGUGUCAGCUGACUGGAAAAGUGGAGACCUUCCUGGAUUUCACUGUUACAUUCCCAGGUAGACAAUUUACUGAUAGAUAUCCCAUAUUUCAUCAAUAAGUAGGCUACAUCUAUCACCCUAACCACCCCACCACCCUAACAUACUGUACACUGGAGAAAUAGGAUCUGUUUCUGUAUAGAAUGUACAUUUGUUUUUGUUUUUAGAGAGUACCCGUACUUUGAUUCCUGCCAGUGCUCCACGGAACCCCCACAAUGGUUAGAGUUUUUCCCCAUAAUGGUUAGAGUUUUUCUUUUUUCAGUUCAUAAAAAAAAAACGUAUUGCAAUGUCUGACAGACUCAGUACUGGAAUUGCUGGUCUUUCAGAUAGAAUAGCACUCUCUAGUGGUAGCAGUUGUGACGGGAGUCCCACAGAAAGGCUUUACUCUUCAUAGUCAAUCAUUGAGAAUCUGCAUUUUAUUGUCUUGUCACGCUUUGUCCCUUCAUCAAUGUUUCUACAAUGAUACUCCUGACUUCAUGUUAGCUCACUGUAGUCACCCCUUUUCUAAUGUGAUGAACAGGCCCAAACCCUGCCCCAUCUAGCCUCUCUCAAGAGGCUUGACUUCAUGUUUUUCAGACAGUUCUGAUAGAACAACUCUGAUUCCUGUCAAGACAACCACCAGUACUCCACAGUUGUCUAAAUCUGGUAGCGUAAAAACAGCCCCAAACAUAUUUAUAGGAAGUACUGCUUGUCUAGUUCUCUACAGAUUGGAGUGGAGAAAGAUUUAGCAGAUUGGUAGAUUGUAUGAGUGGUACAGCAUUGGGCCAAAGUCAGAUGUAUUACCUUGGUCAAUACACAGAGCAUGCAACUAAACUUCCCUUUUAGUAAUUUAGAAGACACUCUUAUCCAGGGUGACAUAUAGGAGCAAUUAGGGUUAAGUGCCUUGCUAUUAACUAUUUUCAGCUAGUCGGCUCAGGGAUUCAAACCAGCAACCUUGGUUUACUGGCCCAAUGCUCUUAACUGCUAGGCUACCUGCCUAGACUACCUACCUACCGCUAGGCUAACUUUCAUGUUAAAGUUUUUGUGGUUCACACUCUGCUGGUCUAUGAUGCCAAAUACCACUACUCCAUGUUUAAGUUAUUUAGUGGAUGGUCUGAACAAUCAAAGUAAUCCAUUAGGCUCGAAUGGAAACGCUAAGCUAGAUCUUUAGUGAUCAGACAGAGGUGAAUGUAACUGCAACCAAUUAUGUACAUUGAAUAAGUAUGUCUAUGCCUGCAACUGGUCCUUCUCUCAGUGGUUCUUUCAGCUCAGACCACUUCUGUUUUUCUAAGGCUGACCAGAGACGGAGAAAAAUAGGUAAUGGGUUGUCUUUUAAUUUGACCACAGCAUCUUACCUCACCCUAAAAAGAACAUAGCUAGUCAUUUCACACCUUCAAAAAGGAUUUUGCAACAACAACACAGAAAGAUACCGUGGGAACAGUGGCCUUUGGUGUUACUAUGGGGACUGAGACAUAGAGUGACUGUUUUUGGCUGGGGUUUGAUGGAUGUUAGUUUCCCGUGGCCAUCAUUCCAUAUCUCGUCUCAUUGACUCCUGUCCGGUGCUAAACGGAUGCAGGUUCAUGUUCAUGUUCUAUUUUUAACUUAGAAAAAACAAGACUCCAAGUUAUUUAGUGGAUGGUCUGAACAAUCAAAGUAAUCCAUUAGGCACGAAUGAAAACGCUAAGCUAGAUCUUUCGUGAUCAGACAGAGGUGAAGUUGUAGAGGUGUUUGGCUAAUGGAUAUUGGUCUUCAGUAUCCUCUAUUGACUGCUGUGUGAUACAAACUUUACUUUCAUAUAAAUCAAUCUAAAUGAUUGUCUGUUUUUAAUCACUGUCUGUCUCAUUGUCCAGGUACCAGUAAUGCUGUUAAGUUGCCCAUCAGUCACAUCAUGCUCUUUGUGACUCUGACCGUCAUGGCUGCCAUAGUCACUAUUCACACAACAAGAAGUAACUGCCCACCCAAGGCUCUGCACCCACAAGCAGGUGAGAGUCACAGGCAUUGGUCUAGUUCCAUUUAGGUUCUUAACUCCUCCCACAACAUCAGUGUUCACAGAUCUGAAAAGACUGGAUAGACCUAAACAUUAUGAAUGGUUCCAUCAAUCCAUAGAACAUAUGGAGCAUACAACAAAUUACAUUCACAUAUUCUGAUCUUCAGAUGUGUGAACUGAAAUGGAAUCAGGUCAUAAAUAGUCCUUUGACAUAAUCAUCUUGUCCAUCUAAACCCCUAUUAAUUAUUUCAUCUUUACAGUCUGCUAUAGAAUGAAUGGUGAGACAUGUUGUCUGAUGUGUGUGUUGUUGUUUUGUUCUCUGUAUAGAAGAAGCCUCUGGUAUUGAGCUUCAGGUCCUGGAGGAA
Coregonus sp. 'balchen' is the source of this 3067-nucleotide messenger RNA. Lineage: Eukaryota; Metazoa; Chordata; Actinopteri; Salmoniformes; Salmonidae. The record is from the annotation of a GenBank genome assembly.